CCAGUUCCAGUGAUAUGGGGCUUUACUGGAAAUUGUGCUUCAUACUCGAUUCAUGCAUCAGAGCCUCAGUGUCAUAACAGCUCCAGAGACACUGACACCAUCAACAGACAAGGAUCAUGGGAAAUACGUACACAGUGCCAAAGAGAAAUAUUGUCCUUAUUGGAAACACAGGAAAUGGCAAAAGCAGCAUUGGGAAUAUGAUUCUUAGAAAAACUGUAUUCAUCACUAAAGCAUCAGCUAAUUCUGUUACAACUCAAUGUCAGAGAAAUGAGAACAUGGUUAGUAAAAAACAAAUUACAGUUAUCGACACACCUGAUUUUUUUGACAUAGAGGAUGGCAAGGAGGAGGAGAUGAAAUCUGAGAUCCUCAGAGCUCUGAUUGAUUGCGCGGAAGGCAUUCACACCUUUAUCAUUGUCCUAAAGGUUGGAAGAUUCACAAAAAAUGAAAAAAAGAUGGUGCAACAACUUCUGAACUCAUUGACAGAGGAUGCCUUGAAACACACACUGAUCUUAUUCACUUUUGGUGAACAACUAGAAGGCCAGACCAUUGAAGAAUUUGUGAAGACCAAUUCACAAUUAAAAGAGCUGGCUGAUAAAUGUGGAGGUCGCUGUCACGUCAUCGACAAAUACUGGAAUAGAAAAAAAAAGGAAAAACAGGUGGAAAAAAUACUGAAAACCAUUGAUAAAAUGGUGGAAAAAUACAACUGCUACAGCAAUGAUCUACUUAGAGAGGUGGAUAAGCAAAUUAAAAAAGAAAUAAUUGCAGGAUUACGUGAUGAAGAAGCAAAGUACACAUUUUACAUAGCAUUUCUGAGGUGGGCUGCAAGAAUAACAACAUUGGUACUGGUUGAUGCUUUUCUAGGUGCUCGUGAUGAAGGAGUUUCAGAACUAAUUUCUGAUUUCAGAAAAUUUAGAAAGUAUUGCAAAAACCGCUCUGGGUCCAGAUCCGGUUCAUUGUGUCGGAAGAGUCACUGGGGGUGCUUUUAAAGGAGCUGUUCGUGGAGUUUUUUCUGGAUGGAAUGCAAAAGAUUCUUAUUCAGAACUGACACCACCAGCAAUGCAGCGACGACCAGCUUUGAGAAAGCUAUAACUUUAAUGAAUGAUGCACAAACAAAUAUGCUCAAGAAAAAAUAAACUCAUUUUUGAAUAUAAAAACAUUAAUGAAUAUCAAAUAAAAUAAAACAUAGUAUAAGACAUAAUUUUCAGUUUUAUCAAUUAGUGGCAGCAUUAAAAGUUACGGAAUAACUGCGAAUCAAAAGUGCCAUUUAAAUAAAAUUCCUUUCAGUUGACAUUAAUCUAAAUAAAGUUGUAUAAUGCAUGUUUUUAUGCCAAUUUAGCCACACAUGUAGCAGUUUCAUGUAAGGAUUCAUUUAGCAUA
Cyprinus carpio (common carp) is the source of this 1377-nucleotide messenger RNA. RefSeq names its product GTPase IMAP family member 7-like. Gene Ontology annotation, molecular function: GTP binding. Lineage: Eukaryota; Metazoa; Chordata; Actinopteri; Cypriniformes; Cyprinidae. The record is from RefSeq and is a predicted model, not a curated record.